ACUAGCAAAAUCUUAGGAUUUGGAGUUCGGAAGGAUUUUUCUGAUUUGACAGGCAUUUGACAUAAUCGUCUACCUGUAAUAUAAAGUGUGCAAAAAAUCCCAUUAAUACAGAAAAGGGAUCUGAUUACAGAAAAAGUGACUUUUUUUUUUGCAAUGCCUUGAAUAGAUAUCUAAUGUUCACUUUUCUGGAGUAAAAUUUAGAAGUUAAGACUCCAAAUUUUUAUUCCGCAGCGAUGGAAAUGUUGCAAGCUCUUCUCUUUCUGAUACUUCUGCUUGGAUAUACAGAAGCCCAGACUAACCCAUGCGAAUCGACAGCUGUAUCAAGUAGCUCUGGAGGAACACCUACCAUUAUUGUUACACUGACCGAAGCAAGUGAAGCAGAUCUAGCAACAAAUCCAGACAAUUAUAUUGCUGACACAAAGAUUAAUGGUUUACUUGGUGGAAGCAGUCAAUUUACGGGUAUCACACUGGAAAUAUCAAGGUCCUCUGGUACUCCCAGUUAUAUCAAUGUGACAAACCAGUUCAGAUUAGAGUCACGUCACAUUACAACUGAAAAUGGCUUUUCACAGAGAGCUUUUUUCCGUCUUGUUAAGCCUUUAGACAGAGAUGGUCAGACAGCAACUACAUUUGAUGAUACAAAUAUCAUUGUAUUUCAAGUCAAAUGUACUCGAGUGGGUUCAACAUUGUCUACAUUUUUCUUGUUUACAGUAGAUGUACAAGACAUCAAUGAUAACAGUCCGGUUUUUUCUGGUACCCCAUAUUACGUCAGUGUUAAUGAGUUGUCACCAUUAGGAACAACAGUAUUUAGAGGAAUUGGUGCUUUUGAUUUGGAUGCUAAUACAAACAAGGAUAUACAUUUUGGCAUAUUGCCUGGAGAUGGAAUAACACAACGAAAUUCAAGUCUUCAUGAUGCGACUCAAAUAUUUGAAAUUGCAACACCACAUCUGGGAUAUAUUUCAAUUAAGUCUACGUUGGAUUUUGAAAAAGUAAAAAAAUAUGUUUUUCGAAUUUCUGCGACAGACCAGGCAACAGAUAUUUCUUUAAGACGUACAAGUACUGUCACUAUGACUAUUGACGUGACAGAUGGAGAUGAUCUUGGUCCUGUUUUUGUCUACAAUGGCUGUUUUCGAGUGGAUGAUGUUUGUUUCAAUCCAACCUAUACGACAGAAAUAUCACCCAAUUCAACUGCAACACAACUUAUUCUAAGGGCAGCUGAAGACCAGAGUACGGUAGAUUCCAUAAAAACUGAAGACCAGGACACUUUUAAUUCAAGUAUACAAAUGAGCAUUGUAGAAACCUUGCCUCCGGGGUAUAAAGACAAGUUUGCCCUGGUAAAUACGACAAACAGCGGAACAUUUUUCAGUGCUAUAGUAUCGCAAACUGAACCUUUCGGUAGCAGUGACGUUAAUAUUUUGAAAAUCAUAAUAAAGGCUACCGAGUUGACAGACAACAAACGUUUCGGUCGAGCUGUAAUUGACGUACACAUAAACCAAUCGAAUAUGUCUUGCAUUGAAAAAAAUAUAGUGAAUACCUGUACAAUAAAAUCAUGCAGUAAUGUUGCCUCGGUAGUGGGAGCUGUUUUAGGAAUUCUGUUUGCCAUUGUUUUCAGUAUUCUUGUGGUUCUCACCAUUAAAAUGAGAAAAAAAGAUGGCAUGAAAGAACAACAAACUCCCGUGCAGCAAAAUAAGGGACUUUCUACUGGACAUACAGUUGAAAGCAGACAAUCAUCCAGUGAGUAUGAUGAAAUCGGAGUGAGAUCACCAGACAAUCCUAAUGACGAUGACAAUGACCACCAGUACAUGGAACCUACUUGAAUUGUGCAUAGGAAAAAACUACUUAAAACGUUAAUUUCAUUCAACUAUGUUUUUUAAAUGGCAUUUUAGGUGCAACUCAUUUAAAAUCAGGCGUAAGGAGCCUUUAAUUCAGUAGGUGUCGUUGUUUGCUGUCUGUUUUAUUUGGGUUUUUUUAAAUUUUAUUUUAGCAUGCAUUCUUCAUGCUGUUAGUUUUCUCGUUUGAAUUGUUUAACAUUAUGUUACUCGACUCAAAACAGUUGGAAGGCCAUUUCAAAUACGAAGUUGAAGGGAAUUGAAAACUCAAACAUUCUGAAAAGUUGAGCAACUAUGGCUCAGGAUAUCUUUGUUAGGGGGGAGGGGGUAAAAAAGACCUUAGCUAUUCGAAUAAUUCAAAAUUCUAAAAACGUACCAAGUCAGAUGAACCCUGCCAGACGAAAAUGUACACCUUUCAAUAAUUUUGUAUACCGAACUUGAUUGACCUAUUUCUUAUAGUUUAUGAGAAACUGAUCUAAUCACUAAAGCUUAUCUUUGAUCGCUGAACUAUACAUUCAGCUCGAUGUCUGAUGAACGGACAAGGAUACCUUGCAAGCAAUGAAUUUAUAUACCGAGUACAUUUGUUCCAUUACUCAUAACUGACAAAAACAAAACAUAAAAACAACUCACUAUAAAGUAGUUCAAAAGGUCAUUGAACCAUGCAAAUGAGGUCAUGGACAAUGGACAUUUGCUAGAAUGAAAUCUCAGACCAAAAGGCAUCUGUAUACUGACUGUUGAUUUUUUGUAUCCAGUUUUCUAACCGUCUGGAAUAUAUUAUGUUAUCUAGGAGAAAAUUUAAAGCUUCAAUCAUAUCCUCACAUUUCCAGUAAGUGUAUCUAGCAUACUUUCCUUUUUCGUUACAGAAAAAGGCUUUAAACGAGUUACAGCUAAUAAAUUUACAAUGAGAUUUUUCGAAAGACCAUUUUUUAAAUAUGAAAACUUUUUCUUUAUUAGAUUGUGUGGAAGUGUAGUGUAGAGAGUAGAAAAAAUAAUUAAUACCAUUAUUUUCAUAAGCUUUAUUACAAAAGUUAAUAACCAGUUCUUUGAUAGUAGUAAGGUAGGUAGUAAGAAGCACUGAUAGAUUAGUAGUAGAACACUUACUAGAUGCGGAGAUGAAACGGAAUUUAAAUGUUUUUUUGUGUAAUUUCGGUAACCAGUACAUGGUAGGGACUUUCAAAUGUUCGGAAGAGGCUUUAAGCUGGGUAGUGGCAGUGAUAUGCUUGUUAACGAUUUGACUCUCAGUGGUGCGUACGGACCUGAAUGUAGAGGAAUUGAUAAUUUCGUUUUGAAGAACUUCCGUGUAGUAUAUGCGUCAUACCACCACUACAUUAUUGGCUGCCUUGUCUGUCGGUACGAACACAAACCGCUCUGCGAGUACUUCGAGUUUAUUUUUUAUUCUAGAAAUGGGAAUAUCAUGGACCCUAUUAUCAAUUUCAGAAUUGUUUUCAAAAUGAGAUAUUCGAAUAUUAACAGUAUUCAUAAUUUUAUUCAAAUAACUGUCUAGAGAUUUUUUAUCAGAUUUUUCAUGUUUGCACCAAUUUUUACAGUAGGCAGACAGAGCGUCUUUAAUGA
This is a messenger RNA of Mytilus californianus (California mussel), 3398 nucleotides long. Its product is annotated as cadherin-99C-like. Gene Ontology annotation, biological process: homophilic cell-cell adhesion. Lineage: Eukaryota; Metazoa; Mollusca; Bivalvia; Mytilida; Mytilidae. The record is from RefSeq and is a predicted model, not a curated record. Gene Ontology annotation, molecular function: calcium ion binding. The transcript is spliced from 16 exons. The coding region runs from base 234 to 1814 and encodes 526 amino acids. Gene Ontology annotation, cellular component: plasma membrane.